AUGAACGGUGAUUCCUUUUAUGAUUGGUUUUGUGGAAUUUUACCUCUGUUGGACGAUAAUUCAAUUAUCGUAAUGGAUAAUGCGUUUUACCACUCGGUCAAGCUGGAUCCCGCACCAACAAUGGCUUGGAAGAAAAAUAAAAUCAUUCAGUGGUGGGAGGAUAAGAAUGUAGUAGUUGACACGAAAAUGAUUAAACUAGACUUAAUCGAUAAGGUAAAAGAGAUUCGAGCUACUGAAAAUAACGUUAUUGAUGAAAAAGCAAGGGAAACAAAUAAAAUUGUCCUGCGUUUGCCACCUUACAACUGUGAGUUGAACCCAAUAGAAUUGGCAUGGUCUGUGGUAAAAAAUCAUGUGAAGCAGAAUAAUACUACGUUCAAAUUAAAUGAUGUACGGCAAUUGCUGAUCGAUGGUGUUCAACGAGUUACUCCGGAAAUGUUGGCCAAUUUUGUAAAACACACAAUUAAAGAAGAGGAUAAGAUGUGGGGUAUUGAGACCAUUACCGAUGAAAUGCUUGAUGAACUAAUUCCAACAUCUCAACAUGUUCUAACGAUCACAGGAGAAACGAGUACCGAUUCCUCAGAUUGA
Messenger RNA from Macrosiphum euphorbiae (potato aphid), 585 nucleotides. NCBI's taxonomy places the organism in Eukaryota, Metazoa, Arthropoda, Insecta, Hemiptera, Aphididae. The record is from the annotation of a GenBank genome assembly.